Eurytemora carolleeae is the source of this 762-nucleotide messenger RNA. RefSeq lists its product as uncharacterized. Bases 1 to 762 code for a protein of 253 amino acids. The transcript is spliced from 8 exons. The record is from RefSeq and is a predicted model, not a curated record. NCBI's taxonomy places the organism in Eukaryota, Metazoa, Arthropoda, Copepoda, Calanoida, Temoridae.
AUGACCCUUGUGGUUAGCGGAAAUAAUUACAGCACUGCUCCACCUUCCUCUAGAUCCGCUAUUCAGGACUCUGCUAGAGGAUCGGAAUCCGCUAAACUAGCGGAGAAAUCAAUCCUAGCACUUCAGGCUGAGAGAGAUUUCUGGAGAAGACACUUUUUACAAGCAGAUUCUAAACUUAAGGAUGUCAUUAGGAGUUAUGAGAAUAAGUCUGCUGAAACUAUUCCUUCUCUUCAAGAAAUCGACCAGAACAAAGGGUUUGCUGAGAAUGGCAAGUACUUGCAAAAUCUUCUAGAAGAAAAUCUAGGACUUAAAGCUAAACUUUCUAACAAUAAACCUGGAGAAGAGAAAGAAAAUGUACCGCUACCACCUAAUAUCACUGACCGGGUCGAGUUGGCCGGUAGCAGCGUGCCAGCACCCCCCCGCCAGAUCCGGUCAAAUCCUGUAAAUACGCAAACUACUGUACAUCCGAGAAAUCCGGGAACCAGCAACAGACAGUUUACUUCUGGACUGGGCCCUGGGGUGUCCUCCAAUAAGGGCCCUAGAAUACCCUCUUCCAGGGGUGCCAGGGUUCAUCUGGACAAAAUCAACCCAAGUGAUAUUCCCUCAGGCAGUAGCUCAGUUUGCCCCCAGCCUUGUGUUCCUCAACCUAGCUCUCAGUCAACUGAAAUUAGACGAGAGUUGCACGGUCUUACUGAAGAAAAUACAUGCUUGUUAAACCAGGUCAGCAGGAAAUUGCGAAUAUCUGCCACAUUAUUUGCCUAA